This is a messenger RNA of Trachemys scripta elegans, 975 nucleotides long. RefSeq names its product olfactory receptor 12-like. Gene Ontology annotation, biological process: G protein-coupled receptor signaling pathway; sensory perception of smell. Bases 1 to 975 code for a protein of 324 amino acids. The record is from RefSeq and is a predicted model, not a curated record. Lineage: Eukaryota; Metazoa; Chordata; Testudines; Emydidae. Gene Ontology annotation, molecular function: olfactory receptor activity; G protein-coupled receptor activity; odorant binding. Gene Ontology annotation, cellular component: membrane. The transcript is spliced from 2 exons.
AUGAGUAUAAAAGUCUGGAGAGAUGCGAAUCACACUGCAGUGAUGGAAUUCAUCCUUCUGGGGUUUGGAAGAGGUCCAGGGCUCCAGGUGGUCCCUUUUGUGAUGUUCUUGGUGAUUUACAUAAUAACUGUGCUAGGGAACACCAUCCUGGUCCUCAUCAUUACAGCCAACUCUCGCCUUCACACCCCCAUGUACUUCCUCCUCAUGAAUCUGUCACUCUUAGACCUCUGCUACUCCUCCGUCAUUGCCCCCAGAGCUAUGGUGAGCUUCCUAACAGACACCAAAACCAUUUCCUACAGGGAAUGUGCCACCCAAUUCUUCUUCUUUGCUCUCUUUGUCACUACUGAGACAUUCAUCCUGACAGCCAUGGCAUACGAUCGAUACACCGCCAUCUGCAACCCACUCCUGUAUCCCACCACCAUGUCCAAGCCAGUCUGCAUUCAACUGGUGGUGGGGUCCUAUCUCUGUGGCAGCAUGAACGCCAUGGUGCAAACAGGCUUCACCUUUACUCUGCACUUCUGUGGCUCUAAUGAGAUUGAUCACUUCUUCUGUGAUGUUCCACCCCUGCUAACCCUCUCAUGCACAGACACAUACAUCAAUCAAAUGGUGAUGUUUGUCUUAUCGGGCAUCAUCAUAGUGAGCACUGCCCUGAUCAUUCUUGUCUCUUAUGCCUAUAUCAUCUCUGUUGUCCUCCAGACUCGCUGUGCCGUGGGCAGGCACAAGACCUUCUCCACCUGCACCUCCCACAUAGUAGCUGUAAGUUUAUUUUACGGGACUGUUUCCUUCAUGUAUGCCCAGCCAAGUUCAUUAUCCUCCCCAGAUCAGGGUAAAGUGGUGUCUGUGUUUUAUACCCUGGUCAUCCCCAUGUUGAAUCCCUUCAUCUACAGCCUAAGGAACAAGGAUGUGAAAGAAGCUUUGAGAAGAACCAUAGGCUGCAUAAUUAUUUUUGAAAUGAAUCUUUUCUAUGAAUAUUGA